Rhodotorula toruloides NP11 is the source of this 2064-nucleotide messenger RNA. Its product is annotated as transketolase. The transcript is spliced from 11 exons. The coding region runs from base 1 to 2064 and encodes 687 amino acids. Gene Ontology annotation, molecular function: transketolase activity. Gene Ontology annotation, biological process: pentose-phosphate shunt. Gene Ontology annotation, cellular component: cytosol. NCBI's taxonomy places the organism in Eukaryota, Fungi, Basidiomycota, Microbotryomycetes, Sporidiobolales, Sporidiobolaceae. The record is from RefSeq and is a predicted model, not a curated record.
AUGCCUUUCAAGCCGAACGACAACGACCAGAAGGCGAUCAACACGAUCCGCACCCUUGCGCUCGACACGGUCAACAAGGCCAACUCGGGCCACCCGGGUGCCCCGAUGGGCAUGGCGCCUGUCGCCCACGUCCUCUUCUCGCGCUUCUUCCAGUGCAACCCGCAGAACCCGCACUGGGUUAACCGCGACCGCUUCGUCCUCUCGAACGGCCACGCCUGCGCCCUCCAAUACGUCCUCCUCCACCUCCUCGGCUACAAGGUCUCCAUCGACGACCUCAAGCAGUUCCGCCAGCUCGAGUCGAUCACGCCUGGCCACCCCGAGCUCGGCGUUACCGAGGGUAUCGAGGUCACGACCGGUCCUCUCGGCCAGGGUUUCGCCAACGCCAUCGGACUCGCCAUCGCCCAGGCGCACCUCGGCGCCGUCUUCAACAAGGACGGCUACUCGCUCUUCGACAACUACACCUACAUGUUCACCGGUGACGGUUGCUUGAUGGAGGGUGUCUCGGCCGAGGCUGCCUCGCUCGCCGGUCACCUCAAGCUCGGCAACCUCAUUGCGAUCUACGACGACAACCAGAUCUCGAUCGACGGUUCGACUGCCAUUGCCUUCACCGAGGACGUCGGAAAGCGCUUCGAGGCGUACGACUGGCAGGUCCUCCACGUCGAGAACGGAAACGACGACCUCAAGGCCAUCUCGGACGCGAUCGAGCAGGCCAAGGCCGAGAAGAACAAGCCGACCCUCAUCCGUCUCAAGACGACCAUCGGCUACGGCUCGCGCGACCAGGGCACCCACGGCGUCCACGGUAACCCGCUCAAGGCCGACGACACGGUCGAGAUCAAGAAGAAGUUCGGGUUUGACCCGGAGCAGUUCUUUGUCGUCCCCGAGGAGACGAAGAAGAUCUACUCUGAGAUUGCCCAGCGCGGUGCCGAGGCGGAGAAGAAGUGGCAGUCGCAGUUCAACGAGUACGAGCAGAAGUUCCCUGAGGAGGCGAAGGACAUCAAGCGCCGUAUCGACGGCAAGCUCCCUGACGGCUGGGAGAAGGCUCUCCCCGAGUUCAAGCCGUCGGACGACGCCGUCGCCUCGCGCAAGUUGUCCGAGAUGAUCCUCGCCAAGCUCUCGACUGUCGUCCCCGAACUCGUCUCGGGCUCGGCUGACUUGACCCCGUCGAACUUGACGCGCUGGAAGAACGCCGUCGACUUCCAGCCCAAGGAGACCGGGCUCGGCGACUACACCGGCCGCUACAUCCGCUACGGUGUCCGCGAGCACGGCAUGGGCGCCAUCGCGAACGGUAUCGCCGCGUACGGCGGAAACCUCGUCAUCCCCGCCAUCGGCACCUUCCUCAACUUUGUCUCGUACGCCGCCGGCGCCGUCCGCCUCGCCGCACUCUCGCACCUCCGCGUCAUCUGGGUUGCCACGCACGACUCGAUCGGCUUGGGCGAGGAUGGCCCCACGCAUCAACCCAUCGAAACGGUCGCCCACUUCCGCGCCCUUCCCAACUGCAACGUCUGGCGCCCGGCUGACGGCAACGAGACGUCGGCGUCGUACUACGUCGCGAUGACCUCGACCCACACGCCCUCGAUCCUCUGCCUCACCCGCCAGAACCUCCCGCAGCUCGCCGGCUCGUCGAUCGAGAAGGCGUCCAAGGGUGGCUACGUCCUCCACGAGGUCGAGAAUGCCGACGUCACGCUCGUCGCGACCGGCUCCGAGGUCGCCAUCGCCGUCGAGGCUGCCGAGCUCCUCGAGAAGCAGGGCCUCAAGGCUCGCGUCUCGUCCCUUCCGUGCUGGGAGGUCUUCCGCGCGCAGUCGCACGAGUACAAGCUCUCGGUCCUUCCCGACGGCGCCCCCAUCGUCUCGGUCGAGGCUUACACGACUAUGGGGUGGGCCGAGUGGUCCCACGCGCAUGUCGGAAUUGACCGGUUCGGUUCCUCAGGACCCGCGAAGAAGGUCUACGAGUUCUUCAACCUCACCGGUCCGAAGGUCGCCGAGCGCGCGCAGAAGUCGAUCAACUACUUCAAGAAGCUCGGACACCCCGUCUACUCGCCCGUCUCGCACAGCAUCAACGUCUAG